AUGACCGAAGCUGCAGCACCCACAACCAACGGGUCUCAAGGUCAUGCGUUCGAGAAUGCAUUACAGACAUGGACCGAAAUUGACUUGUCCAGUUUACAAAGAAAACUCGAUGAGCAAGGUAUCGAACUCAAGACCCAACAGAAACAGUCUUUAGCAUCCAGAAAGGAGCUUGCCUCCAAAACGAAGGAGUUUAAGAAGUUGGACGAUGAAACUAAGUUGUCGGAGCUUAAAGGUAUUCUUAAGAUGUACCAGAACGAGAUCGAUUCGUUAACCACAAAGCAAAAGAAAGUUGAAAGCUUCUUUUUUGGUUUUUACAGGCUCAUUGCAGAGGCUCCCGACCCAAAACCAUUAUUGGAGCAUUCAUUGGAUGCUGUCAUCGAGGUGGGUGAAAUUUCAUCUCUCAAGCAAGAAGUUUCGAAGUUGAAAGACGAGUUGUCCAAAAAGGCCGAUUACGACAUUCUCAAGCAGAGAUUAUUGCACAACGAACAGAAGGCAGCCGAGCUCCUUAGCGCCAAGUUGAAGUCUCAAGAAGAGGAAUUCAAUGCGUUGAUUGAUGAAAAAGAGUCAAAUUGGCAGAGUAUCCAGAAACAGCAUGAAAGCCAGAUUGCAAGCUACAAGUCAACAGUGGAAGAGUUGAGAACAUCAAAGGAGGUAACUGAGUUGCAACUCAAUUCGCAGAACAGGCAGCUAGGGGCCACUGAAGCUUCUUCUGUUAGUGCCGCAGAGUUGGAUAUGGUGACCAGAGAUUUGGAGACGUGGAAAAAGAGAGUGUACGAGCUUGAAAGGAGGAAUGAGGAUUUGCGUAGAGAAUUGACAGUUUCCAAGACGGACUCUGACAAGGAGAUCUUGAAGCAGGAGUGCUCCAAGAAAGUGGCUGAGGUUGAGGGAGAGAACGCCCUUUUGAUUGCCAACUUAAACCAGGUGAGAGCAACGCUCGAAGCCAAUAACAAGGAACACGAAGCCAAAUUGCAGAGUGUGAACCGUGAUUUGACCCAAAGUGUCCAGGAAAUUAAAAAUUUAAAGGAGCGUCUUGAAAAGACUAGCGACUACGAUGAAUUAAAACAUGAGUUGACGUUGAUCCGUCAGAUCGAGUUUGGUGAAGGCGCUCUCGAAGAAAAGGACAUUGACUCCUUGUUAAUUGAGCGCAAUAAGGCUUUGACAAGAGAGCUUGCUGAUUUCAGAUCACAACAUGACGGAUACGCCGCUGAGAUUUCCCAAUUGAAUCAGGAAUUGCACCUUGCUAACCAAGAACUUGCACGCUUCCAAGAAUUGAAUUCAAGACUUGAAAACGACCUAGCAAACAUGCAAGAAGCCUCUGGGUCGGCAUUCAAUGACACAGCCAGUAUCAUGUCUGGCAUGACAAGAAUGACUAGACAGACAGGAAGAGGAAGCAUUGGAGGUGGUCUCAGCACUAUUGAUGAGUCCUCAAUCUUGCCUAUUAUAACUAAACAGAGAGACCGUUUCAGGGAGAAGAACAAAGAAUUGGAAGACGACCUCAGGAAGCAGAUUAUAACGGUGCAAGAGUUAAAGAGGAAGAACAAGGCCUUGCAAGCAGACAACGAGGAGCUUUACGAGAAGACGAGAUAUAUGGCACUGAUGAAGAAUUCUGAUCCGUCUUCGUCUACUGCUGCGUCGAGAAAGCUUCUCACUCCCAAAACCAACACCGUAGAUUUGGAGAAUCCAUACCGCGCUAGCUACGAGUCCAAAUUACAUCCAAUUGAGGAGUUCCGCAGAAGAGAGCAAGAGCGUGUGAACUCUCGGCUUUCGCCCUUGGAACGCUUGUUCAUUUUUGUCACUCGUUCCAUUCUUGCUACUAGAUUCACUAGAAUGCUCUUUUUGGCAUAUUGUGUGUUUCUCCAUGUAGUGGUGAUGUUUACUACCGUUCACUCCAUUAAUCUCAGUACCCGCAUGAUUCCAGAAGUUGGACUCAAUCACAGCACAGGAGGAGUGGCAGACACAUCGAAUGAGAAGGUUCUUCAAGCUGCUCCAAUGAAGUAA
This is a messenger RNA of Sungouiella intermedia, 1998 nucleotides long. The record is from the annotation of a GenBank genome assembly. Lineage: Eukaryota; Fungi; Ascomycota; Pichiomycetes; Serinales; Metschnikowiaceae.